Molecule: messenger RNA, 628 nt
Organism: Emericellopsis atlantica
Lineage: Eukaryota; Fungi; Ascomycota; Sordariomycetes; Hypocreales; Bionectriaceae
Product: GRIM-19
Exons: 4
Coding region: 141-509 (122 amino acids)
Source: RefSeq, a predicted model, not a curated record
UCAUCAUCGCCCGAUCCAACCUCCGACGACAUCCACGACCGGCGCUAAUCGCACUCAAUCGACUGCCGGGAGCAUCGACCACCUCACAUCGAUCAAUUGACGCGCCUGCUCGAUCGCAUCCCACCCCAAACCCGCCCAUCAUGCCUCAGGACAUGCCCCCUCGGGGCGGGUACGAACCCGUCCAAUUCAAGCGCAACCUGCCCGCCAAGGGCUUCCGCCCCGGUGUUCUGCUGCUGGGCAUGGGCGCCGUCAUGACCUACGGAUGGUACAGGCUCACAGUCGGCAUGCGCGAGCUGAAUGAACUCCGCCGCGAGAAGGUGUGGUCUCGCAUCUACCUCACCCCUCUCCUCCAGGCCGAGGAGGACCGCGACCAGGUCCGCCGAUACUGGGCCGACCAGGCGCGCGAGAAGGAGCUCUUGGGCGAGAACAGCAAGGUUUACAGCACAGACAGGUUCGUCCGGCCGACGUACGCAGUGGCACCGAGCACGACUGCCAACGGGAAGGAGUAGAGAAAUGGGUAGAGAACUGUACAUAUGCAAACUGUCUUUUCUUAGAGUCCAAGGGAAUACCAAACCAUUACUUCACAACACAUCUACGUGUGCAUCCUCUCACCAGAACAGCAUUUACA